Messenger RNA from Marchantia polymorpha subsp. ruderalis, 3617 nucleotides. NCBI's taxonomy places the organism in Eukaryota, Viridiplantae, Streptophyta, Marchantiopsida, Marchantiales, Marchantiaceae. The record is from the annotation of a GenBank genome assembly.
CGUGCAACAAUGCUCGUCGACUGUGGUGACGAUUCUUCUUCCCCAUAUGGCUUUAAGUGAACAAUACCAGUUAGGACCUUUUGGCUGCCCUAUCUUGCUUGGUUCGUCAUGCGUGCAGCAAUGCUCGUCGACUGUGGUGACGAUUCUUCUGCUGCUGCAGCAGCAGCAGGACAAUCCAUAUGGUAACCUCAAGUGCGUCGGACGGCUUAUCGCCGUUGAAUCUUCCCAGCGUUUGUACUCGUCCGCGUGCACAACUGCCGCGCCAAGAGUUUUUGUUCCUCUGUUGCACGCCGAGAAGGACUAUUGACUGCGGAAUGAAUGAGCAGGCUUCUGGGAUCUGUUCAGCUUCGAAUAUCAGUUGCGAAUCAAAUGCAAAAGUUGGCGUGCCCUUACGAAUGGUCUGCUUGAGAUAAAUGCUCCAUGCGACAGCCUAUGCGAGGCGCCAAUUCAGGAGAAUUGCCCACGAGUAUGAGGCUGAGGCUUUUGAUUCACCUUAGCACAGCUCAAUUGGAUGCACUUUAGCGUCUGUCUAUGAAACAGGAUAUGAUAGUUCGACUUGGAACAUGUCGGACAGUUGUAGUGGACCAAGCUAUGCUUUUUGUCACCACUCAGGGGACGAUGGAUACUGAACCUCAGCUGUAGAGUUUCGAGUUCAGAGAAUUCUGAAAUUGGGACCUAUAUACCAGGAAGUUUUACAUCUAAGGAGGAAUUAUUAUGGAGAUGGGACUAGGAGCCACUGUUUUUAGUGCCUGCAAUGGCUCCGUUCUGAUAGCUGGGGCAUCUGUAGAUAUGGUGCGCGCCGCUCCCACGUCUUUUUUGCGAGACAGAAAAGUGCAAAGAAGUAACAGAUCUUUGGAUCAGAUUCACACCACAUCUGUGACCCAAUGCUCGACUUCUGGAUUUGGUCAAGUUUCGGUCGGUAGUUCAAGUUUUCAUCAGCGGCCUCGAAGACGUGGUAAAUGUGGUCGUGCUACCAGGAGAGUCGAACCACUCGUAGACUAUGGGUCUGUUAUUGUCCCAGUAGAGUGCGAAGAAAACGAGGAGGAAGUAGUUCUGUGGCUGGCUCGUAGUAAUCGUCAAAGUCGAGAUAGACCAGUGGAUUCUGAUAAUGACAUUUUGGCCCAGAAUUCUUUGUCCAUUUCUCAAGAGAUUAGGCAAGAAAAUGAUACGCCAGGGAGCAACGAAUGCAAUGUGGAAGGUGGUACAGACCGAUUUAGUGGAACGGAAAAUUGCGGCAAUGACUUAAUCGGGACGUCUUUGAUUCAAAGGAACGGUGUUUCUGUUUCUCUUGAUUCUUCUGAAGAUGGUGAAACUUCAAAAUCAAGAGAGGGAGGAUGGAGAGGCCUUGGUUUAGAUGCAGCUGGUGAAACUAGAAAAUCUGGUAUUCCAAAGGCAUUUCUACUGAAAAAACCAAAGCGGAACGUGAGGACAGUUAAGCGAGAAGAAGUUUCUGAUAUUCCAACUUUCCCAUCUCCAGAUGUUUCCAAACGUGAUGAGACGGAGCAAGAACUAACCAGUGCGUCUGGUGUUGGAGAAACUUACUUGAAAGAUAGUCUUUUUAGAUCCCUUGCAUCACCCCAGAGUGGAAUUGAUAGGGCUACAGCUGUGGAAAAAUACUUUGGGGAUGAACUCAGGGGAACGUCGGGUGUGGUAAAUUCAUCACCAAGGAGUGAUAACCUUGAAAUUGAAGGAGCUGGCGGCUGGGCUGGUAUUUCUAGAAGUCCUGCUGUAUCGGAAGGAGGGGAUAGAUUAAAGAUAAAUCUUGACCUGGAGCUGUACAGAGCAAGAACUUUGAGGCAGAAAGGGAAAAUGAUUGAGGCCGAGGCGAUACUGUCAAAGUGCAUUAGGAAUUGGCCAGACGACGGUAGGCCUUAUGUAGCUCUUGGGAGGCUGCUCGUCAAACAGAACAAAGUACAGGAGGCCAGGGCUGCUUAUGAAAGAGGUUGUCAAGCAGUACGGGGCGAAAACGCAUACAUAUGGCAGGCAUGGGCUAUCUUAGAAGAAAGAGCUGGAAAUCUAGCAAAAGCGAGACAGCUUUUCGAUGCAGCAACUGUGGCUGAUAAGAAACAUGCAGCAGCCUGGCAUGGAUGGGCGAAGUUAGAACUUCGUGCAGACAACGUGAAACGAGCAAGGUCUUUGCUGAACAAAGGGCUCAAGUUUUGUGGAGCAAAUGAGUAUCUUCUUCAAACUCUAGCUCUUAUAGAGUCCAGAGCAGGAAAGCUGGAGCAAGCUCGAUCUCUUUUGGCCAGAGCCACUCAGCACAACCCAAAGAGUGCAGCCAGCUGGUUGGCUUGGGCGCUGAUGGAAUCGCAAAAUGGCCUUCAUGAAACUGCACGACGAUUGUUUCAGAAGGGUAUCGUAGCCAGCCCCAAGAAUCGGUAUGUCUGGCAGGCCUGGGCAUUAUUUGAGGCUAGGCAAGGAAACAAGGAGCGCGCAAGGGAGCUGUUUCAAAGAGGGCACGAACUCAACCCUAAAGAUGCAGUAUUGCUUCAAGCUUUUGCCCUGUUUGAGUACGAAUGUGGUCGAACAGGUUUGGCCAGAGAUUACUUCCGACGCGCUCUGGUGUGUGACUCGAGUCACCAGCCGGUUUGGAUAGCUUGGGGGUGGAUGGAGUGGAAGCAGGGAAAUAUUGGUGUCGCACGUGAGUUGUAUCAAGGAGCUAUUCAGGCAGAUUCUAGGAGUAUGGAUGCAGCUCGUGCUUUCCAGGCUUGGGGAGUUCUCGAAGACAGAGAAGGAGACAGUGGGCUCGCGAGGGAGCUGUUUAAAUGUGCCUUAAAAAUCGACUCUCAGAGUGUUCCCACUUGGAUGUCUUGGGCUGCGAUGGAAGAACGAGAAGGACGAUCUGUGAGAGCAGAUGAGAUUCGCAACCUCUUCUUACAACAGCGGACCGAGGUGGUGGAUGAAGUUCCUUGGGAUGUCGAUCUGUCAGAUAUGCUUGCUCCAGCUAUCGACAAAAUCAAGGGAUUUUUUAGAGUAAAUCAGCGGCCAAGUGAACGGAACGACGGUUCGAGCGAUUUUGAGGACAGAGGUACUGAAGGUCUGAACUUGGCCGGAGGGACAACAGGAAUGGACUCCCAAAGUUUUGUAAAUGAUGAAGAGUUCGACGUCGAGCGUUUUUUAAGGGAAAAGUUCCCGUGGAAGUAUGGCUCGAGAGACCUGCUGAAAUCGACCGCCGUUUUAGAGGCAAUAGAUAGGUCUCUGAAAAGACAAUCACGCGAUACAGGCAGAGAGGAAAGACUUGACAUCUUCAUGAACAACGAAGGGCCAAGAAAGUGGAAGUAAGACGAAUUGUAUCAUAUGUAGGGCUAGAGCUCGUGCCGCACGGUUGCAAUAUUCAAGUAACUGGUGAGAGACCCUGUAGACAACGCAAUGGAAUUGAGGAACGGUGCACGUUUGCAAACCUGCCCAAAUUUUUUUUCGUGAAUAUCACGGCGAGUAUGCUUUGACCGCUACUUGAACAUUUUCAAAGAAGAUGGAAGGUCAGGGGGUAAAACUUCCUUGCGGAAACAAAGCCAGUACCCGUUUUUUUUGACUCUUUUCUUGUAUUAUACAAACCGUGCUCAUCGGGAACAAGAUCCUAAGGUGAUGAUUCCACCUCAACUUCGCGGGGAUCACGG